UUUAUACUUCAAUGCAACCAACACCCCUACCUCUUUAAAACCUUAUUUAGCAUAGACACGCCCCCACAUGUGUCAUCAGGUAAACACUGGAAAGUCACCUGUGGUUCAACAAACGACCACUAAAGACCAUGUCCAGGGUGUUUACGGUCUUGUUUCUAAUUUCGCUGGUUCAGCGGACAUCUCCUGACGCUGAAGGAGGAAAACCAAAAACAAGAAGGACAUGACUGUUGAAAGAACUGCGUCACUCGUCUUCUUCACUUUACUGGUUGGGGGCUUGUUGAUCUCUGCAGACCAGAAAAUCAUCUCAUCUGAGGCUGGACAGAAUGUCACUCUGACAUGUCAAGCUCCAAACAACAGCAUUCUAGUUGUAGAGUGGAAAAGAGCUAACCUGGAUGAAUAUGGCCUUUUGUACCGGGAUGGUCGCUUAUAUCCAGCCAACCAGCAUACAUCUUUUAAGAACAGGGUGGAACUGCAGGACAUAGAAUUGAAACAUGGUGACGUGUCUUUGAUUCUGAAGAAUGUGAUGAUUACUGAUAGUGGAACAUACAAAUGUUUUGUUGUCAUGGAAAUUGGUAAUAAUAAUAAGAGUCCCAUCAUCACCAUCAACCUGAACAUCACUGAUCCUCCAGCUUCAGACCAGCAGAUCUUCAGACAAGCUGGGAUGAGUGUCAAUCUGACAUUUCUGGUUCCCACUGGCACCACAUCUGUAUGGCUAAAAAGACUUGAGAAAUAUAAAGACAAUGAGAAAUAUAUCUCCUACUGCAAAGACUUAACACCCACACAUCCCAAUGACCAGGAGGAGUCAUUUAAGGAUCGGGUGGAGGGGAUGGACUGUAGCAAUAUCAGCGGCACCGUCUCAGUAACUUUGAAGAACCUGACCAGAAACGACAGUGGGACAUACGAGCUUCAAGGGGUGGACCAUGGUGGACGGCUCUUUAAUAAAACUGUCUUCCUCAACGUUACUGACCCAGGUCACACAGGAGGAGGGAAGAACAAUGGAGACAGUAGAGGACAUCUUGGACUAUCCAACGACAUCUAGAACAUGAAAUCACGAUAGUGACGUUUGUAUCUAGUUAAAUCCUAGAACCUCAACAGGGCAAUAGUAAUGAAACAGCUUUCCUGAGGACAUGGGCUGCCUUGAGUACAAUGGCACCAGAUGGGCUAGGUCAGCCUGGAGUGCAGGUACACCGCCUAGAGCCACCUAGCAGCAGCUGAAAGGAUCAUUUAGCAGGCAAGAGACAGGGUAAGACUUUAUAAUCGUAUUAAAGCAUCUAUAGCUGUGUAAGGAGGGGUUACAUGACAUGUUCCUUUUUCUUCCAAUAACAGUAAGGCAGCAUGUACCUUUAUUAGUUUUUCCUAAAUGCAAAUGCUCAGUCUUACUAAAGAUGUGUGUUUUCCUGCUCUU
Messenger RNA from Oreochromis aureus, 1405 nucleotides. RefSeq lists its product as uncharacterized. NCBI's taxonomy places the organism in Eukaryota, Metazoa, Chordata, Actinopteri, Cichliformes, Cichlidae. Gene Ontology annotation, biological process: cell surface receptor signaling pathway; positive regulation of T cell proliferation; negative regulation of T cell proliferation. Gene Ontology annotation, cellular component: external side of plasma membrane. The transcript has 6 exons. The coding region runs from base 221 to 1039 and encodes 272 amino acids. The record is from RefSeq and is a predicted model, not a curated record.